UCACGUUGUAUUUUAAAUAAAUUCAUUUUAACAUAAAGUUAAAAUUGUACGUAAAAAUGUGCGCCAAAGUCGAAUACAUUUCCAAAACUCAACAUUAUUUGAAAGUUAAGAAGCCUCUUCUCGAACGUCAACGACGUGCACGUAUGAAUAAAUGCUUAGAUGCUUUGAAGACACUUGUUGCAGAGCUCCAAUCUGAUGACGCUAUUUUGCGCAUGGAUAAAGCUGAGAUGCUGGAAACAACAAUUGUAUAUAUGCGCAGCCAGGCAGUAUGUAAAUUAAAAACUGCAUGGACGUCACCACCAAUGGAUAGCUUUUGCAAUGGUUAUAUGAAUGCAGUCAAUGAAGUUUCCCGCGUUAUGGCAGCCACUCCGGGUAUGAGCGUUGAACUUGGAAAAUCUGUUAUGAGCCAUUUAGGUGUUGAAUUCAAUCGAUUAUUACAACACAAAACACAACAACAACAUCAAGAUACACUUAGUACAAAAUCACAUUUUCCCAGACCAGUUAGCCCAGCUUCAUCCGGUUAUCACAGUGAUUGCGAUGAAAGUUCAAUGGCUACUCCUGUACUCUCAACUGUUUGGCGUCCAUGGUAAAUAGUGCAAAACACAAAAUCACUCACUAAGCUUUAACUGCACAACGCCUGCGAUAUAAAAACUGUGAUAACUAUAGAUUAAGUAAAAC
Molecule: messenger RNA, 678 nt
Organism: Teleopsis dalmanni
Lineage: Eukaryota; Metazoa; Arthropoda; Insecta; Diptera; Diopsidae
Product: enhancer of split m5 protein-like
Exons: 1
Coding region: 57-590 (177 amino acids)
Biological process (GO): regulation of neurogenesis; anterior/posterior pattern specification; regulation of transcription by RNA polymerase II
Cellular component (GO): nucleus
Molecular function (GO): RNA polymerase II cis-regulatory region sequence-specific DNA binding; protein dimerization activity; DNA-binding transcription factor activity, RNA polymerase II-specific
Source: RefSeq, a predicted model, not a curated record